AUGCCUCACCUGGAAUUCUAUAGCCUGGGGUUUAACUUGGACGUCAUUGGUUCCUCCCUCGACGAAAAACGACCUCGGAUGCCUCGGGAAGAUCUCAACUGCUACAAUAUCGACCCUCGUCGAGAGAAACGAUCCAACACUCCAGCGACGUCUGCCACGGUGAAUGGUGAGGAAACGUUGUACUAUCGCCAUAAGAUCAAAGAGUUCGCCUUUGGAGAAGAAGGGGGUAAACACAAGUGGCCCAGUUACAAGUGGACCAGUUACCCGUUUACUCUUAACGUUUGCCAAAUUUUCGCCCCGGCUCUGCUUAAGCGACUCGCCGCCGUGAUCGAUGAGCUGCCUGAUCCGCUUACACCGACGCCUGAACCGGCACAUAUCGAUAGUCUCGAUGUACAAAGCUCGCAGGAUGACAGCAGUGCGCUCGAAUCCCAGGAUGAAGGGUUUCGCAAACCACGGCAAGGCGGCCUCUUGGAAGUAACCCGGCUGCGAAUCAUGAUUUGGAACCAGCAACAGCACCUGGAGCAAGAACGGAAGGAUGCGAAGGACAGGGAGAUGAUGCUCGUGGCUCAGCUAGAACAGCAACGAAAAGACUCUUAG
This is a messenger RNA of Fonsecaea multimorphosa CBS 102226, 597 nucleotides long. RefSeq lists its product as uncharacterized. The transcript is spliced from 2 exons. NCBI's taxonomy places the organism in Eukaryota, Fungi, Ascomycota, Eurotiomycetes, Chaetothyriales, Herpotrichiellaceae. The record is from RefSeq and is a predicted model, not a curated record. Bases 1 to 597 code for a protein of 198 amino acids.